Messenger RNA from Panicum virgatum (switchgrass), 5490 nucleotides. Its product is annotated as starch synthase 3, chloroplastic/amyloplastic-like. The record is from RefSeq and is a predicted model, not a curated record. Bases 457 to 5193 code for a protein of 1578 amino acids. Gene Ontology annotation, molecular function: alpha-1,4-glucan glucosyltransferase (UDP-glucose donor) activity; starch binding. Lineage: Eukaryota; Viridiplantae; Streptophyta; Magnoliopsida; Poales; Poaceae. The transcript has 17 exons.
UCUGACGACGGUUCCCCUUCUGUCUCUGCUACUGACGCCUGGCCUUCGAGUCGAGCGGGCCUUCAACGACGGGAGCUGGCCGGCGACGAGAUCCCUCGUCCGUGCUUCACAGCGAGGAGCCGCCGGCGGGCCGCGUGCGGUCCGCGCCGGGUGAGCGACCGACCGGUCGCCGCUCCAGGGGAGUGCCGCCGAUCUCAGCUCCGCCGCCCGCGUCUUCGUCGUCGACGGAGACGGAGGAGGCCACGCCGCGACGCCAUGUCCGUAAGCUCGUAAUCUGCUUCUUCUCCAUCUGCAUCUCGUGCCAUCUCGGAUCGUCCCCGCGGCAAUGGUGCGGCGGCCCGUCGAGUUCCUACCGCAGGAGAGUAAGGGAGAGUGAGGAGACUAAUUACGAAGCCAAGAGAGGCACAACAACACUCGGGUGUGGUUCUUGUGGGGAUUUGGAGGCUUUCUUAAGCAAUGGAGAUGAUGCUCCGGCCCCGGAGCCUUAUUUGCCCCCUGAGCGACCAAGCGCUCGUGAUCCGUCCAGCGUUUGUGGGCAACGGCCCUGCUCAGGCAUUGUUUAGGACUAGUAGAUGUGCCAGAAGCAGGCUUAUUCGAUGCCCAGUAGCAAGUUCAGAUCGUCCUAAUAGGAAAUCAAGGAGGAUGGUGUGUCCUAAGAUAAAAGUCAAUGCUUUUAGAGGCUAUGCUCAAAAAGUUACUAUUCAAUCAAGCACGAAGAAGAGCGAACACCAUGGUUGUGAUGAAGAAACUAUUGGUACAGACAACAGGCAGUUAAGUACUGACGUGGUAGAGUCAACAAGUGGCGCAGGUGCAGAAAUUGCCAAAGAGGAUCCGCUUCAUAAUGCUUCAAGGUAUCCAAUAUUUAGGGAAAUAGAAGAAGUUGGGUUGGACUUUUUUGAGGCAGAACUUCCAGGAAAUGCAUUGAUUAAUAUAUCAUUAGGCGAAUUAGAAGUAGUGGAUGAAGCUGAGGUUGAAGAGGAUAAAUUUGAGGUGGAUUUCUCAGGAAUUGCAUUGAGCAGUGCUGCAGUUUGGGAAUUGGAUUCAGAGGAUGAAGCUAACACUAAGGAAGACAUAUUUGUAGUAGAUUUGUCAAGAAUUGCAUCAGAUAGUGCUGUAGUGGGGGAAGUUGUAGAUGAAAUUGAGGCUAUACAUGAGACAUUUAAUGUGGAGUCAUCAGGCAAUGCUUCAAGCAGUGGAAUAUAUGGGUAUGUGGAUGAGGUCGGUGAACCACGGGCUGAUCAAGAAGUUACAUUUGAGAUGGAUGUAUCAAGACUGGGGGAACUGAAUGUGGUGGAUCACGCUAAGGUUGGGACCAAUAUAUUCGAGAUAGAUUUUUUAAGCAGUUCUUCAGGUAAAGCAAUAUAUAUUGCAGCGGAGUCUUCAGAAGAAAACUUAGCUAAGGGAGAGAAUGGGCAAGGGCAAUGUCCAGCACUGCCUUCAACAUCCAUGGAUGACAGUGCCAUUGAUUCACCUGAAAAUUCAAAGAGCCUACAGGAACAACACAACUUAGUUUUUGAUAUUGACAAGGAAUCAACUAUUGAUUCCUGUGUAGAAGACCAGCCAGUGGUAGAUUACCAUAAGCAAGGGGGAAAUGUUGCUUAUUUUGAUAAACAAAAGCAAUUAACUUAUGAAUUCCAUGAACAAGACCUAUCUAUUGUUCAGUUUCCUGAGCAAAACCAAGCCAUUUUUUGUUUCCAAAAACAAGAUAUUAGUUUCUUGGAGCAAAAGCAAGCAAUUGUUGGCUCCUAUAAACAAGAUCAAUCAAUUGUUAAUUCGCAUGAGCAAGAUCGAUCUGUUGAUGGUUCUCAUUGUCAAGAUGAAUCAAUUGUCGGCAUGCAUGAGCCAAUCCGAUGCAUUGUUGACUGCAAUAAAUCAGAUCAAUCUAUUGUUGGUUCUUAUAGAAGAGAUAAAUCAAUUGUUGGUGCGCCUAAGAAAAUCCAAUCCAUUGUCGGCUACUAUAAAUCAGAUGAAUCUAAUGUUGUUUCUCACAAACAGGAUGGAUCAAUUACUGGUGUGCCUAUACAAAUCCAAUCCAUUAUUGCUUACAGUACAUCAGAUCAAUCUAUUGUUGAUUUGCCCAAACAACACCAGUCAAUUGUUCAUAUCCCUGAACAAAAACAAUCCAUAGUUGGUUUCCAUAUACAAGAUUUACCAAUUGUUGGGAACUCCAAAGAUUCCCAAACAAAGCAACAUGCCAUUGUUCGGACUCAUGAUGCAUUGUUUACCGAGGAGGAAAAUUUUGAGAUGAUUGAAGAGCAGAAAAGCAUUAGAGUGGAUGAAGAACAGUGGAUUGCUACCAAGGAAAGGAUCUCCAUGAACGAGGCUGAAUUUCUUCUUCUGCUUUCUAAAAAGGAGAGUUCAUGGGCUGAAGAACAAUGUAAAGUUGAUGAGACAUCUCUGUUUGCUGAACAAGAUAUCCUGGACUUACCUCACGAUAACGUGGAUCCACAGGCACUACAGAGGACGCUUCAAGAACUUGCCCAAAAAAAUUAUUCUCUGGGAAGCAAGCUUUUUGCUUUUCCAGAGGUAUUGAAAGCUGAUUCAACUAUUGACCUCUAUUUCAAUCGUGAUUUAUCAACUUUGGCCAACGAGCCUGACAUACUCAUCAAAGGAGCAUUCAAUGGGUGGAAGUGGAGAUUUUUCACUGAAAAAUUGCACAUGAGCGAAUUGGGCGGGGACUGGUGGUGUUGCAAACUAUAUAUUCCCAAGCAGGCGUAUAGAUUAGAUUUUGUGUUCUUUAACGGCUGCACAGUAUAUGAAAAUAAUGGCAAUAACGAUUUUAUGAUACAAAUAGAAAGCACCAUGGACGAACAUUUGUUUGAGGGUUUCUUGGUUGAAGAAAAGAAAAGAGAACUUGAGAGACUUGCCAUUGAAGAAGCUGAAAGGAUGAGACAAGCUGAAGAGCAGCGGCGAAAGGCAGAAGAAAGGGCAGAAGAUGAAGCUGACAUGGCACAAUCGAAGGUUGAAGUUGAGAUGAAGAAGAAUAAAUUGCAUAAUGUAUUGGGUUUAGCCCGACCAUCAAUUGAUAAUUUGUGGUACAUAGAGCCUGUCCUAACUGGACAAGGGGCUGCUGUCAGAUUGUACUAUAACAGAAAUUCGAGGCCCCUUGUUCACAGUACGGAGAUUUGGAUGCAUGGGGGCUACAACAAUUGGAUUGAUGGACUCUCUUUUUCUGAAAGACUUGUUCAUGUUGAUUACAAAGAUGGUGACUGGUGGUAUGCAGAUGUUGUCUUACCUGAAAGAAUAUAUGUGUUGGACUGGGUUUUUGCUGAUGGGCCACCAGGUAACGCAAGGAAUUAUGACAACAAUGCAAGACAGGAUUUUCAUGCUAUCCUUCUGAAUAACAUGACUGAGGAAGAAUAUUGGGUGGAAGAAGAACAGUGGAUAUAUACAAGGCUUCAACAAGAUAGGAGAGAAAGGGAGGAGACUUUUAAAAGGAAGGCUGAGAGAAGUGCAAAACUGAAAGCUGAGAUGAAGAAAAAGACUAUGAAAAUGUUUCUGGUUUCUCAAAAACACAUUGUUUAUACUGAGCCACUUGAAAUACAUGCUGGAACCACUGUUGAUGUGCUUUACAAUCCUUCUAAUACAGUGCUAACUGGAAAGCCGGAGGUUUGGUUUCAAUGUUCCUUUAACCGUUGGAUGCAUCCAGGUGGUGUGUUGCCACCUCAGAAGAUGGUAACAGUAGGAAAUGGUGCACACUUAAAAGCAACAGUUAAUGUGCCACGAGAUGCCUAUAUGAUGGAUUUUGUUUUCUCGGAGUUAGAAGGUGAUGGAAUUUAUGACAACAGGAAUGGGUUGGACUAUCAUAUUCCUGUUUUUGGUUCUGUUGCAAAGGAGCCUCCUAUGCACAUAGUCCACAUUGCUGUUGAGAUGGCUCCCAUUGCAAAGGUUGGAGGUCUUGCUGAUGUUGUUACUAGUCUUUCACGUGCUGUCCAGGAUUUAGGACACAAUGUUGAGGUUAUUCUUCCAAAGCACGGCUGCUUGAAUCUAAGCAAUGUGAAGAAUUUACACGUGCAUCAAAGUUUUUCUUUUGGUGGUUCUGAAAUAGAAGUAUGGCGUGGACUAGUCGAAGACCUCUGUGUUUACUUCUUGGAACCUAAAAAUGGGAUAUUUGGAGUCGGGUGUGUAUAUGGAAGGAAUGAUGACCGUCGAUUUGGCUUCUUCUGUCAUUCUGCUCUAGAGUUUCUCCUCCAGAGUGGAUCUUCUCCACAUAUACUACAUUGCCAUGAUUGGUCAAGUGCUCCUGUUGCCUGGCUAUACAAGGAAAACUACGCACAAUCCAGUUUGGCAAAUGCAAGAGUUGUAUUUACCAUCCAUAAUCUUGAAUUUGGAGCACAUUAUAUUGGGAAAGCAAUGAGAUAUUGUGAUAAGGCCACAACUGUUUCUAAUUCGUACUCAAGGGAAGUAUCAGGUCAUGGUGCCAUCACUCCUCAUCUUGGAAAAUUCUAUGGUAUUCUCAACGGGAUUGAUCCAGAUAUUUGGGAUCCGUACAACGACAAAUUUAUCCCGGUCCAUUACACUUCUGAGAAUGUUGUUGAAGGCAAGAUCGCUGCAAAGAAAGCCUUGCAAAAGAAGCUUGGGUUACAGGAAAACGAUGUGCCCAUCGUUGGAAUAGUCACUCGCUUGACAGCUCAGAAGGGAAUACACCUCAUCAAGCAUGCAGUUCAUCGGACACUUGAAUGGAACGGACAGGUAGUUUUGCUCGGUUCAGCCCCAGACCCUCGAAUCCAAGGUGACUUUGUUAACUUUGCAAAUGCUCUCCAUGGUGUAAACAAUGGCCGAGUGAGACUCUGUUUAACCUACGACGAACCUCUUUCACAUCUGAUAUACGCCGGCUCUGAUUUCAUUCUGGUUCCAUCUAUGUUUGAGCCUUGUGGGUUAACUCAGCUGGUUGCUAUGCGUUAUGGAGCCAUCCCUAUUGUCCGGAAAACUGGAGGUCUCUACGACACUGUCUUUGACGUGGACACUGACAAGGAACGGGCCCGGGCACGAGGCCUUGAGCCGAACGGGUUCAACUUCGACGGAGCUGACAGCCGUGGUGUUGACUACGCCCUUAACAGGGCGAUCUCAGCUUGGUUUGACGCCCGGUGGUGGUUCCACUCCCUCUGCAAGAGGGUCAUGGAGCAAGACUGGUCGUGGAACCGGUCUGCCCUGGACUACAUCGAGCUUUACCAUUCGGCGUCCAAAUUUUGAGAAACUAACCAAUGAUGCUUGUUGUCGAAUGCAACCAUCCACGUUUUGCAGGCUCCUGGGCUGGGCAUUGCUGUACAGAAACAUCGCCCACCCAAGAGAGGCAGACAUAGUUCGUUUCAGAAUAAUGGUCCUUCGAGCAUGUAUGUUUGUUUCCUCCACUUCAACCCUCUCUACUCUUUCCUAGUACCUAUACUUGUCCCUUUGAGAAGUCUUCCAGAGCCUCCCAUGUGGCAGUCCUUCAGAGACAUGAUUUGUGACAAUCUUAUAGGAAAUGGAAGGUGUAAUUCGUUGCAUGAA